AUGACCAACCAGCCUCCUCUGGCUGGGGUCCGCUUUGGAAGGAUCUCUGGCAAGAUGGAGAUGCAAGGCCCAGGGGGACCCAGAUCUCCAGAAUCAUCAAGGAUAGCUUUCCCAGAUGCGGCUGCUGAGACCCUGAGGCACAGCUCAAAAAAUAAAACUUCUAUAGAGAUAUAUGAAAACAUUCGAGGAAACCCAGUAUCUGGUCCGGCAGAAUGUAGCUUUAAUGCUGUCUUAAAAUACCUGAACAUGACCAAUAACAGUGAAAUUUACACUUUAAGCCGCCCUGUAAAAAACCACAACCAUUCAUCAUGGAUCUUCCUUGAAGUGAAAGUCUAUGCAAUUCUUGAUGUGAGAGAAACUGACCAGUCUUUCAUUUCAUAUAUUUGGAUUUAUCUGAGAUGGGACAAUGAACACAUUUGGUGGAAUCCAGAAGAUUUCUGUGGGCUUGAUCACAUCUUGGUUCCCACUCAACUUUUGUGGAUUCCUGAUCUGACAAUUGAAGAAAUGACAGAGCAGGACAAAGCCUCUCCGAGUCCUUAUCUCAACAUCAGAAGUCACGGUUGGGUUGAAUAUAGAAAUGACCAGGUGGUCAUCAGCACCUGCAGAAUGCAGGUGUAUAGAUUCCCCUUUGACAUUCAGAGCUGUAACAUCUCCUUCAAGUCAAUAAUGCACCCUGAUGAAGAAAUAAUGUUAUACUACAACACCAACGACACAGAGGUGACAGAGUGGUCACGUGAAGCCAUGCAGAUGCAGUCUGAAUGGCUGUUUAUCAGCAUGACAGUCACAAACAAAACAGUCAGCCAUUUUGGCUUCAACCAAACAAUGAUUAUCUACACUAUAAACAUGAAGAGGAGAUCUGUCCUCUAUAUUGCAAACUUCUUGCUGCCUGUUUUCUUUUUUUUGUGUCUGGACUUUGGCUCCCUCUUGAUGUCAGACACCAGUGGUGAAAAGGUUGCCUUUAAAAUCACUAUUCUGCUGUCAGUCACAGUGAUGCAGCUCAUCCUAAAUGACAUUCUUCCCUGUUCAUCAGACAGGAUCCCCCUAACAGUGGCUUACUGCAUUGGGAUUUUCACUCUCAUGCUAAUAAGUCUCUUAAAGACUAUUUUGGUGAUUUAUCUAACUGAUAAAGAUGCACAACAGGACAAUGAAACACAUGAUAAUCAAGAGGAAAAACUGAAAAUAGUCCAAAGCUGUUUCACAGGGCUAAAGAAACAGAGCCAUGUAGAAUCAGUUAAAAAAAUGUCAUUCAAUGAAAUGCCGUCUUUGAACAAACAGGAAAGCACAACCAAACAUAUGGAGGUGCCCCUCGCAAUGGAGGACAUAUCAGAUGAGCUCAGAGAGAGCAAGAAAAAAAGAAAUCUCCUCUGCAAUGGACAUGAAGAUAAGAAACCUUACUACUGGACCAGAGUGGCUCAAAAAAUCAACAAUGUGUUUGCUUUUAUUUACAUCUUAUCAGCCAUCCUGUUUUUGUCAACUAUUGCUAUAAUGUGGUAUCCUGCUUCUGGAGAGAUAUAG
This is a messenger RNA of Cyprinodon variegatus (sheepshead minnow), 1515 nucleotides long. Its product is annotated as 5-hydroxytryptamine receptor 3A-like. The transcript is spliced from 12 exons. Lineage: Eukaryota; Metazoa; Chordata; Actinopteri; Cyprinodontiformes; Cyprinodontidae. Gene Ontology annotation, biological process: regulation of membrane potential; nervous system process; signal transduction. Gene Ontology annotation, cellular component: synapse; neuron projection; membrane. Gene Ontology annotation, molecular function: neurotransmitter receptor activity; extracellular ligand-gated monoatomic ion channel activity; transmembrane signaling receptor activity. The coding region runs from base 1 to 1515 and encodes 504 amino acids. The record is from RefSeq and is a predicted model, not a curated record.